CAGGAGUUCUGUCCUGUCCUGUCAAACCCUGAUGCUUUUGGGAAUGAGCACUUGUGGCAGAAAGGCCUUGACUCUGCUCAGCAGUGUGUUUGCUGUUUGCAGUUUGGGACUCUUGGGGAUUGCUGUAAGCACUGACUAUUGGCUGUAUCUGGAGGAAGGCAUCAUCCUACCCCAAAACCAGAGCACUGAAAUCAAGAUGUCUCUUCAUUCUGGCCUCUGGAGGGUUUGCUUUUUGGCAGGUGAAGAACACGGGAGGUGCUUCACAAUAGAAUACAUGAUGCCAAUGAAUGUCCAGCUUACAUCUGAAUCAACAGUCAAUGUUUUAAAGAUGAUUCGUUCUGCCACUCCUUUCCCAUUAGUCAGUCUCUUCUUCAUGUUUAUUGGAUUCAUUCUGAGCAAUAUUGGACACAUUCGUCCCCAUAGAACCAUUCUGGCUUUUGUGUCUGGAAUCUUUUUCAUUCUGUCUGGUUUAUCUCUAGUUGUGGGGCUUGUACUCUACAUCUCCAGCAUCAAUGAUGAAAUUCUCAAUAGAACCAACGACUCUGAGACGUACUUCACUUACAAAUAUGGAUGGUCAUUUGCUUUUUCUGCUAUCUCUUUCUUCCUGACAGAGAGUGCAGGUGUCAUGUCUGUCUACCUGUUCAUGAAGAGAUAUACAGCUGAAGAGUUAUAUAGGCCUCAUCCUGGCUUCUACCAUCCACGGCUUAGCAACUGCUCUGACUACUCUGGCCAGUUCCUCCACCCAGAUGCGUGGGUACGUGGGCGCAGUCCUUCUGACAUCUCCAGUGAUGCUUCCCUUCAGAUGAGCAGUAAUUAUCCUGCUUUACUCAAAUGUCCAGAUUAUGACCAGAUGUCAUCCUCUCCAUGCUGAAUGGCAAGUAUAUACCCUCACUUUGGGGGUGAAUGAAAAGCAGGUGGAGGUUGUAAUGUCCUGAAUCUGUAUUUAAAAAAGGAUACUUUGCCAGGACAGCCCCUCCCAUUAGUAAAUGAUAGUAGUACCUAGAGAUGGUUUUCCCCCAUCUGUAAUGCAGAUAUGCAUAUCCAGUUAAACUACAGCUGCUGUUUUGAUCCUGCAGUUGUUCCAUAUACCUAAAUCUCUUGGAGCCAGAGAGAAGCUAUGGGUGUGGGAAAGACACAGGAUCAUACCCAAGAGAGCUUGAAGCCAGAAGGACAUCACCAGGAAGGAAAACAAAAGUCUUAUUUAAAAAAAAGAAUCAAAGGCUAAUGGGUUUAUGUAGUUUUAUUUGUGAAACAUUAUCAGAAUAAAGGAGUAAAUAGUAAGUAAAUAUUAAAUAGUAAGGAGUAAAUAUUGUGAUUAAUAAUUAAAGGACUGCAGAUUGCAUUACUGUGUGGCAUUUUGUUUAAAAAGAUGGACAUCUAACUUUGUUUUGGAGACACAUCGUGUUGGAACAAACACAGAUGAUAAUUUCCUCUCAGCUAUGUGAAAUAAGAUUAUGCUUUUUGUUGAGAGCUAGACACGUAACCCUCAUUAGCAUUCUCCUUUCCAAUCUCCUUAUGCUAGGCCUCAGUCCAAUUUGGCUGCUUCCCAAUUAGGGUCAUUGAUCUCUCUGGCAUUAGAAGUGGAGCAUCUUGAAAUAAAGUGCCUGAUGCUUUGCUGAUAUAACACAGUUUACCCUUCUGAUAUCUGACUCAAAAUGGCAUCAUUUGUUUGCAUAAGAAACAAGAAU
This is a messenger RNA of Heteronotia binoei (common prickly gecko), 1688 nucleotides long. It is a transcript of the gene CACNG5, whose product is annotated as calcium voltage-gated channel auxiliary subunit gamma 5. Gene Ontology annotation, biological process: postsynaptic neurotransmitter receptor diffusion trapping; transmission of nerve impulse; regulation of AMPA receptor activity. NCBI's taxonomy places the organism in Eukaryota, Metazoa, Chordata, Lepidosauria, Squamata, Gekkonidae. Bases 32 to 871 code for a protein of 279 amino acids. The record is from RefSeq and is a predicted model, not a curated record. Gene Ontology annotation, molecular function: voltage-gated calcium channel activity; channel regulator activity. The transcript has 5 exons. Gene Ontology annotation, cellular component: postsynaptic density membrane; AMPA glutamate receptor complex.